This is a messenger RNA of Rhinocladiella mackenziei CBS 650.93, 1011 nucleotides long. RefSeq lists its product as uncharacterized. Gene Ontology annotation, molecular function: oxidoreductase activity. The record is from RefSeq and is a predicted model, not a curated record. The transcript is spliced from 4 exons. Lineage: Eukaryota; Fungi; Ascomycota; Eurotiomycetes; Chaetothyriales; Herpotrichiellaceae. The coding region runs from base 1 to 1011 and encodes 336 amino acids.
AUGGCAUCUACAACCUACCCGAUAAGUACCGCCAUUGACUGCCCUGAGAAGGUAGACUACUCGAAGGCGUCUGGAAAAAGUGUCAUCGUCACAGGAGGCAGCAGUGGACUUGGAGCUGCUUAUGUCAGAGCAUUCGCCGAUAAUCGGUUUGCGUCCCCUGUCAGCGAAGAAUAUUGGGACCUGAGAUACCUUGCAGAGCAUUCUGUUCGAUAUGUCCAGUGUGACGUGAGAAAUUGGCAAGACCAAUUGACCGCAUUCAAAUCGGCCAUCGCCCAUUCUCCCCAGCAUUGUAUUGAUAUUGUAAUAGCUAAUGCCGGCAUUUCGGGUUCCGACGAGUUCUUUGAAGGCGCGUAUCCUCCUAUCAGUGUGAUGGAGGAUGACAUUAAUGCUAGUGAAGAUGACGGUGACGAACCUCGCCAGCCUCGAACUGGAAUUCUCGAAAUCAAUCUCCUUUCCCUUGUCUAUACGGCAAAGCUCGCAAUGCAUUACAUGAAGCGACAAGGACCUCAAUUUGACAGAUGUCUCAUUCUGAAAAGCAGCAUCAUGGGCUUUCUGGAUACCAAUGGCUCUCCCACGUAUGGAGCCGCCAAACAUGGCGUACGCGGGUUAAUGAAGUGUCUCAGAAGAAGGAGUGGGCUCCGAGUCAACGUGGUAGCACCCUGGUAUAUUGCGACGCCUCUGAUGAGCGACGCCGUCAUGAACACGCUUACAACACAAUUAAAGGAGCAAGGUUCUGGGUUCGCCCUUGUUGAGGAUUCAGUCAAGGCUGUCAUGCGUAUAGCUACCGAUGAUAGCAUCAAUGGUGAGCUCUUGCCUUGUUUCAUGGAUCAAAAUGAGAGUUCUGUCUGUGAUGUAGGGCGUUCAAUCGCUGUUCUUCCACGAGAGACUUCCAAAUCAGGUUAUUUGGAUCUCGAUUUGGAUGACUUCAAAACAGGAAGUCUUUACCAUGAUCUGCAAACGAUAUGCUCAAACCUUACACAUAGGCAGCUUCCCCCACAGGAACAGAAAUAG